Messenger RNA from Aureobasidium subglaciale EXF-2481, 1746 nucleotides. RefSeq lists its product as uncharacterized. Gene Ontology annotation, cellular component: chaperonin-containing T-complex. NCBI's taxonomy places the organism in Eukaryota, Fungi, Ascomycota, Dothideomycetes, Dothideales, Saccotheciaceae. The record is from RefSeq and is a predicted model, not a curated record. Gene Ontology annotation, molecular function: ATP binding; ATP-dependent protein folding chaperone; ATP hydrolysis activity. Gene Ontology annotation, biological process: protein folding. The coding region runs from base 1 to 1746 and encodes 581 amino acids. The transcript is spliced from 3 exons.
AUGGGAUCCAUGUACGAAGCUCCUCGCAACGCUGGCACUCUAUUUCUCGGCGGAACGAAGAUAAGCGGAUCAGACGUAAGAGAGCAAUGCGUACAAGCAACGCAGGCCAUAUCAAAUGUGGUGCGGUCGUCUUUCGGACCCAGUGGACUGGACAAGAUGAUGGUGGACGACAUUGGUGAUGUGACUGUAACCAACGACGGCGCAACCAUCCUCUCCCUACUCGACAUCUCUCACCCGGCUGGCAAGAUUCUGGUAGACCUGGCACAACAACAAGACAAGGAGGUUGGAGAUGGAACGACGUCAGUAGUCCUCAUCGCUUCGGAGCUGCUUCGCCGCGCAAACGAGUUGAUGAAGAUGCGCAUUCACCCUACAACCAUCAUCACUGGAUACCGCCUGGCCCUGCGUGAGGCUGUUCGUUACAUGAGCGAGAACAUUGCCACCAAGGUCGACACUCUUGGCCGCGAGUCGCUUAUAUCCAUCGCAAAGACCAGCAUGAGCAGCAAGAUCAUCGGAGGUGAUUCAGACUUCUUCGCCAACAUGGUUGUGGAUGCCAUGCAGAGCGUCAAGUCGGUCAACAGCCGCGGCGAUGUCAAGUACCCCGUCAAGGCUGUCAACGUCCUCAAGGCUCACGGAAAGAGUGCUCUGGAGAGUGUUUUGGUCAAGGGAUACGCCCUCAACUGCACCGUGGCCAGUCAAGCCAUGAACACCCGUGUCGUUGACGCAAAGAUUGCCUGUCUCGACAUGAACCUGCAGAAGGAGCGCAUGAAGUUGGGAGUACACAUCACUAUCGACGACCCGGCACAACUCGAGAAGAUUCGUGAACGCGAGGCUGGUAUUGUCCUUGAGCGUGUCGACAUGAUUCUGAAGUCGGGCGCCAACGUCAUCUUCACCACAAAGGGCAUCGACGACAUGUGCUUGAAGUCCUUCAUCGAGAAGGGUGCCAUGGCCGUUCGUCGCUGCAAGAAGGAGGAUCUCCGCCGUAUCGCGAAGGCCACCGGUGCCACUCUGGUCAGCUCUUUGUCCGACUUGAACGGUGACGAGAAGUUCGAUGCCAGCAACCUUGGUCACGCCGAGGAGGUUGUCCAGGAGCGCAUCUCAGACGACGAGUGCAUCCUUGUCAAGGGAACCAAGGUCCACACUUCUGCUUCCAUCAUCCUCCGCGGUGCCAACGAGUACUCGCUCGACGAGAUGGAGCGCUCCGUCCACGAUUCGCUCUCUGCCGUCAAGCGUACCCUUGAAAGUGGCCGUAUUGUCCCCGGUGGUGGUGCCGUCGAGACUGCCCUGCACAUCUACCUCGAAGAGUGGGCUACCUCGGUUGGCUCGCGUGAGCAACUCGCCAUCGGUGCAUUCGCCGCUUCCCUCCUCAUCAUCCCCACCACCCUUGCAGUCAACGCCGCAAAAGACAGCUCUGAGCUCGUCGCUCAACUCCGCAGUCGUCAUGCCCUCUCACAACGCCUCUCCGCCUCCGAGGGCGGCAGCGGUGACGCUCACACAGCGGCCACCGCGCAACCCGCAACCGAGGACGAGAAGUCCCUGGCCAAGAAGAAGAACUACAAGAACUACGGUCUGGACCUCACAAAGGGUCGUGUUGUUGACAGCUUGAAGAUGGGUGUCUUGGAGCCCGCCAUGAGCAAGGUCAAGCAGCUGAAGAGUGCUGUCGAGGCUUGCGUGGCUAUUAUGAGAAUCGACACAAUGAUCAAGCUCGACCCUGAGAACCAGGGUGGUGAUGAUGGUCACGGUCAUUAA